CCUUCCUUCCUUCCUCUUUCUCUCUCUCUCCUUUCUUCUUUCUUUCUCUUUUCUUCUCAUUUAUUCAUGAGAAACAGAGAGGCAGAGUGAGAAGCAGGCUCCUCGCAGGACCCUGAUGCGGGACUCCAUCCCAGGACCCUGGAUCAUGGCCUGGGCCAAAGGCAGAGUACAUUUCUAUUUCUGACCUCUUACUCGAGCUUAAGACCUCCCAAGUAAAAUAUCUUGUUGACACCUGGGAUAAACUGUUUAUCCAAAAAGGAAUUACCUUCCUCUUACGUGUUUCUACUUUGUUUUUAAAUCACCAUCCUUUGCACACCCAAACUACUACUCCCUCACUCAUUCAGAUGCCUAUCAUCAAGGCUUGUGUUUAACCUUGAAAAUAAAUACCUUUCUUAGAGAACGCCUUUAAUUUCCAUCACUGCCACUCCCUCAGUUGAGGUCCUCAUCCUUUGGCACACAGCAGGUACUCACAAAUGAGUAAUCUCAAAAAUGUCUCAACCGCAUAAAGCUCUAACAAGUAAGUUGUGGCAUCCGGCCUGGAGCUCCAGUGUUUUAGUCCCCAGUGUGGAUAUCCGAGACCUCUUUGCAUCCUAACACAGGGAACCCAGACUCUAGGGAGAUCAUGUUACAAGGAAAGUCGUACACUCGAGUCUCCAUUCUUACCCUGUGCGAAUGCAAUGCUGAGCUAGAUUCUGCAAGUUCCCUUCUCAAGCAGUGAAGCUUCGAAGUGUUCCUCUUCAGUGAGAACUCUGGUCAGCGUUUAAGGAGUGCUCUCCUUCCCGCUGGCCUCCAUUGUAACUAGUUCCGAUCUCAGCUGACAGGAAAAACUACCUCAUCUGCCGCUGCGAGGAAGCGGCGACGUCACGGCUGGAAUGCACUGACCCCGUUUUUCGGGUUUCGCAGACCACGGGGCCCCGAGGCCUGGAAUGACUAGGACGCCGGAGACCGCAGCUCCUAGCGUCCCGGGGGGGGUCCAGCCCCGCUCAGACAGCCGGGUCCCCGCCCGCCUCAGGGCGCCCCCGGCGCUGGGCGGCCGCCGUCCGGCCCGGGGCGAGCGAGUGGGUGUGAGCGUUGGGGGCCGGCCAAACUUCCUGUCCCGCGCUCCGGCUGCUUCCGGCGGGAGCCGGAAGACGCUGUGUGUGGACGGAAUUCGGGACCGCCUGACGGCCAGCCGGCUGCCCGGGACGGAAAGAUUUUAUUUAUUUAUGAGAGACACACACAGCGAGAGAGGCAGAGACACAGGCAGAGGGAGAAGCAGGCUCCAUGCAGGGAGCCCGACGUGGGACUCUAUCCCAGGUCUCCAGAAUCAGGCCCUGGACUGAAGGCAGAUUUCUGGAAGCUGGCAAGGGGAAGAAGAAGGACUCAACAGGACAAUAAACACUUAUUCAGGCUAAAUUGAUUACCCACCCAGCACAACAUCUUACAGGAAAAACAUAGCAUUUCCUAGAGGAAUAUGAGCAUUACAAGAAGGUGUUAUUGACUCUGAAUUAAAUUUUUAACUGGUCCCUUGAACAGCUACAGGAUUUGGAAGCUGAAUCAAUGUUAUCAGAUGAGUUAGAAUCCAAACCAGAGCUCCUGGUACAGUUUGUUCAGAAUACAUCCAUCCCAUUGGGACAGGGGCUAGUAGAAUCAGAAGCUAAAGACAUAACUUGCUUGUCCCUCCUUCCAGUGACUGAGGCCUCAGAAUGCAGUCGGCUGAUGUUACCAGAUGAUACUCCAAGUCAUACAAACUCCUCCAAAGAGGUCCCUUCCUCAGCUGUUUUGAGAAGCCUUCAGGUGAAUGUGGGCCCAGAUGGAGAGGAGACGAGGGCUCAGACUGUACAGAAGUCCCCGGAGUUUUUGUCGACUCCAGAGUCUCCUAGCUUGUUGCAAGAUCUACAGCCAAGUGAUAGCACUUCUUUCAUUCUUCUUAAUCUAACAAGAGCAGGUCUGGGCUCUUCAGCUGAGCACUUAGUAUUUGUACAAGAUGAGGCAGAGGAUUCAGGGAAUGAUUUCCUCUCCAGUGAGAGCACGGACAGUAGCAUUCCAUGGUUCCUCCGGGUUCAGGAGUUGGCUCAUGAUAGUUUGAUUGCUGCUACUCGCGCACAACUGGCAAAGAAUGCAAAAACCAGCAGCAAUGGAGAAAAUGUCCACCUUGGUUCUGGUGAUGGGCAGCCCAAAGAUUCUGGGCCCCUUCCUCAAGUGGAAAAGAAGCUCAAAUGUACAGUUGAAGGCUGUGACCGGACAUUUGUGUGGCCAGCUCACUUCAAGUACCAUCUCAAAACGCAUCGAAAUGAUCGCUCUUUCAUCUGUCCUGCAGAAGGUUGUGGGAAAAGCUUCUAUGUGUUGCAGAGGCUGAAGGUGCAUAUGAGGACCCAUAAUGGGGAGAAGCCCUUCAUGUGCCCCGAGUCUAGCUGUGGUAAGCAGUUCACCACAGCUGGAAAUUUGAAGAACCACUUGCGCAUCCAUACAGGAGAGAAGCCUUUCCUUUGUGAAGCCCAAGGAUGUGGCCGUUCCUUUGCUGAGUAUUCUAGCCUGCGGAAACACUUGGUGGUUCACUCAGGAGAGAAGCCUCAUCAGUGUCAGGUCUGUGGGAAGACCUUCUCUCAGAGUGGGAGUAGGAAUGUGCACAUGAGAAAGCAUCACUUGCAGCUGGGAGCAGCUGGGAGUCAAGAGCAGGAGCAAACUGCUGAGCCACUCAUGGGCACUAGUUUGCUUGAAGAGGCCUCAGUAACCAGUAAAAACCUGGUGCCUAUGAAUUCCCAGCCCAGCCUUGGUGGAGAGUCCUUGAAUCUACCAAAUACCAAUUCUAUCCUAGGAGUUGAUGAUGAGGUGCUUGCUGAAGGAUCCCCACGUCCUCUGUCUUCAGUGCCUGAUGUGACACAUCACUUGGUGGCCAUGCAGUCAGGGAGGCAGUCAUAUGAAGUUUCUGUCUUAACUGCUGUAAAUCCACAGGAGUUACUAAACCAAGGAGAAUUAACUGAAAGACGGACAUGAGCAUGGGUACCACCUCCUGGAAGAGCAGCUCUAUCUGAUCCUGGAGUGCACAUAGUGGGAACAAGACGCUUAUGGCUCGUAAUCUGCCAGAACCAAAAUGAAUCUGUGAAGGACAGGACCCCACUUUUGCCUCUGUUCAUCUUCUCUGACACAGAAGAUGAAUGUAGGAGAGCUUCUCUUCAAACUACAUCUGAUCCAGACAAGGAAGAAAGCAGUGAAUGUGGGCUGGGUAACUGUACCUACCUCUCUUCCCACUACAAAAUUUUGGGAUGGACUUCUCCCAAAAGGGAAUUUGAUUACGUGUUGGCUGAAAUUUCUUCAGUGUAACUGUUGAGAAGGGAUUUUCAUUUGAAGAAUUUGCAUCCCAGACUCAGCUGGCUUUUCACCAGGAUGAACUAAAUCCUGCCACCAACCAUAAAACUUCACCAAGAAGUUGAGCUUUCAAGAUGCCUUGUUGCUUUGGAGAAGGGAGUGAUGUCAAUUCUAUUGUGGCAUUUUCCCUUUAGCAACCUGAGUAAGAGACUCUCUGCCACUGGGCUGCAAAAAAAAUAAAUUACUUGAAUCCCUACUUGGCCCGGGCUGAGGUACUAUCUUGUCAUAUCCACCUCUACUUGGUUAUUUUGCUUUGUUUAUGGAAUAUACAGUAGCAUGUUAAAAGGAUUUUGUUUUUUUGAAAGUUAAAUAUCACAUGAUUCAGACCUUCAGUUGUUUUCCCUUUAAAUAAACAAGACAGCCCAGUCA
Messenger RNA from Nyctereutes procyonoides (raccoon dog), 3717 nucleotides. It is a transcript of the gene ZNF410, whose product is annotated as zinc finger protein 410. Lineage: Eukaryota; Metazoa; Chordata; Mammalia; Carnivora; Canidae. The transcript has 14 exons. Gene Ontology annotation, molecular function: DNA-binding transcription factor activity, RNA polymerase II-specific; RNA polymerase II cis-regulatory region sequence-specific DNA binding. The coding region runs from base 1540 to 2976 and encodes 478 amino acids. The record is from RefSeq and is a predicted model, not a curated record. Gene Ontology annotation, cellular component: transcription regulator complex; PcG protein complex. Gene Ontology annotation, biological process: regulation of transcription by RNA polymerase II.